This is a messenger RNA of Porites lobata, 16977 nucleotides long. The record is from the annotation of a GenBank genome assembly. Lineage: Eukaryota; Metazoa; Cnidaria; Anthozoa; Scleractinia; Poritidae.
AUGAGCGCAGGUUUAGGCCUUCACCCAAAGCAUUCAGCUGCAACAUACUCUUCACCAAUAACUGCUGUAUUUAAAGCCACUAUUGGCCUGCUGGUGAAUAAAGGAAGAGAUAAACUGGCAGAAAAAUUGAAUGAGAGUGAUGUUACAGAUCAGAAAUUCCACGGCCUGGUCGUCCGUGAAAUCGAUGAACUUAAGUCGAAGUUGGAUGGGCUAGCAAGAAAGAAUUUAUUAGCAAGUAUCAGUCUUUUAAAAGAAGGAAUCGAGCUGUUGUAUGAAGUGUUUGAAAGUACCAGAUCCAGUAGCGUGCAUCGCGCGAUAACUUCACAAACACAAGCUACAGCCGAAACCAGAAUUGAUGAAACUGAAGAAAUGAGUAGUAAAUUGGAGCUUACUGCAUUGGAUGAAUCAGCUACGAAGAAGCUUAGCAAAGCGUUGGAGAAAUUUAAUGAAGCUCGUCUGGAAGCAAUGAAAGCUUUUAGUGAUGAAGCUUUGGAAUUACAUGAUCGCCUGUUAGCUAUGCAAUAUCGACUGAUGGCUACGAUACUGAGGGCAGUUGACAAUCCUACUGACGCGUUAGCAGCUUGCAGAGUCUGCCUUGACGAGUUGCACCAACUACCAGCUGUUAAAGAAUAUUUCAAAGUUGAGUUGGAGAGAGGAGUAAGAUUAAGAGCUCCAUUUAAUAAAGAAAAACGAAGGCAAAUAAUUUUUUGCGUCUGUCACGUAAAUCGUGUGAUCCAUAAUGUCAUGCAACUGCUUGGAAUUCGAAAUCUGUGGACGUUGCCUUUGGUUGAUACGGGGAAAGAGGAAGUGGAUCCACUGCGGGAUGGAAGAGUUGUUGACGCACUGACGAAACAAGGCCUGAAGCACUCUUCUGUACUAUGGUCAUUUGGUCAGGAGGAGGACAGACUGAACGAGCCUGUUGGUAUCGCUACGAACACCAAGCAACAGUUCCUUAUAGCAGACAAUUGGCCAGGCCGAUCCCUGUCUUGGGUUAAUACGUGUACUCAUGUGAAGGUGUUUGAUAACAACGGAAAGUAUGUUUUUAGUUUUUUACCUAGAUUUGAUUACGCUGAUGUAGAAGUAGAAGUAAAUGUUUGGGAUAUCGCCACUUGCCCUGAGGACAUGGAUGACAAGAUCUAUCUACUCGUCACGCUGAAGAAGCGCGUGGCUCUUGAACAAAAGAUGGAAGUUCAGGUUUUUAAUAAUACCGCUGAACUGCAGCACAAGUUUCUUGUGAGGAACAGUUCAGUUUUAUCUCCACGAGGCAGACUUCAACUAACAGUAAGCAGAAAAAAAGUGCUGAUGUUGACAGCAAACGCUAUUGAUGUUUAUAAGCUCGGUGGUGAGUUCUUUGGUAGAUUUGGCGAUGGAGUGUUCAAGGUUGCAACGGAUAUCAGUGCUACUUGUGAUGGUCGCAUCACGAUUUUAGACCAAGGUGAUUCCAGCGUUUACGUUUUCACUGAAGAGGGUCAACAGCUUGCCAAAUUUAAUAUCGGCAACGAUGAAGAUGACGAUUAUUUCAUUGCACAUCACCCUACGGGUGAGCAUGUCGUUGUUGCUUCCUUUAAACAAGAGACAAAUCGCCUGAGGCUGGCUAUAUACACUGUAAAGGGCGAACUCGUUCGAAAAAUUCCAAUUCAACUUGAUGAAACAGCACGCGAACUAAAAGGAAUUACAGUGACCAUGAAGGGUAACAUUGCAGUGGCUUUUAUGGAAAAUCAGUACACUGGAAAAGUAGUUGUUAGUUAAAAGUAUAAAACUUACCGUCAGCGCAGACUGGGUACACUGCAAGAGAGUAUAAUUGGAGAGACAGGGAAACGACCAGUCUACCCCUUGGGAUAAUGUGAAUAUCAAGAGUUCAGGAGCUCGGAUCUCACCCAGAUCUGGGUAGUGGUGCUUCUGAUUGGUCGUGCCGCGUAAAAAUUUGCUUUAACCAAUCAGAAGCCCUUCCCAGAUCUGGGUAAUAACGCGUCAUCAGUACGGAAUUUCUGCGCUCGUUUCUCAGACGUCAUUUCGCGGGGAAACUCGUGGUGGCGUCGUGAAACGUCGGCUGUUUUCUCAGGCUAAUCAGAUAUGUGACGCUCCUCAUUCGAGAUCGGCGCGGUGCAUCUUCACGCGGUUACAGAAAAUCGCGCUAAAAUCACUGUUCUUGAUAACGAACAGCAAAAGCUAUCCGGGCUGGUGUAAAAAUAGCCUUAUUCUACAUAACAUAUAAAAAGGGUAGACGAGAAUGACGUAAAGUGCAAGUCACUAGAGACAAGGAGAAAGCAGGUUCUUAGCUGGUUUUCCGAAUUCUUUAUUGUAAACUUUUUGUUCAGACGAAAAACAGGGCAGCAAAACUCUUCCUCGGACUGACUGGGCUGACUAAGCUAGCCUGUCGUUUUUGAAGUUCUAAGCUAAUCGAAAUUGCCAAAUUCGCGUGCCCAAAGUGGGUUGCUUGGUAAAGAAAAUGUAUUAAUGGGACAGUUAAAAGUGAAAGGGCUGACGCUCGAAAUGUUUAGUUCCAAUCCCUUCGAUCUCUAGCUUCGUCAGCAAAGCCACCCUUUCAAAAUCCAUACGAUAAAGAACAGUGCAACACCAUGUUCUCACAUAGCCUCAUGAAAAUAAGUUUCUCCACGUGCGCGUGACAGUGCGCGCGAGCAAAAUAAAUCGAGGCCCCAAUUAUUAAACCGGCUUUUGUGACGUUUGUUUUAAUUUCCAUUCUUUGAAAAAGAAUGCGUUGGAUUUCCAAAGUAGAAAUGAAACGGAAAACGAUAUUUUCGUUGGUUCUGCUACUCAUUCUAUUGAAAAGCAAGGAUUGUAAAGGUAAGCGCGAAUCUUAUUCUAAAUCCAACCUCGUCUUUUAUGUAUAUGAACGCUUUUUUGUUGGCCUUUUCAACGCGAAUACAUUUCCGACGAGUUUGUCUUCAUGUCUAAGUACUGACAAGUAAUUAUUAUUUUAUUUAUUAAAAAAUUUCAUUCUGUGCUCAUCGUUACGCCGUCCUUGAAAUACUUGAAAUAGCUGUAGCGCAGGCAGAUAAAAUGUAAAACUAUCUAACAGAUGACGCUUUAGAAAAAUUAGCGCCUGAGUUCAAUCAAUUUUACAGGCCUUUUAACCAUGCAUAUAACGAUCUUCUCGUAAUAUUGUAAACCGAAUGCGUAAAAGUGCAAGCCCAUAAAGCAACACUAGUUUUCAAUUUAAUCUUUUGAAUUUAAAAGAGAAAUAAUGAAAAAAGGAUAGAAAAAGAAAAACUAACUCCAUUCAUUUGUUAGUUUCACACCAUCCCGAUCUCGUUGCUACGUUACGUGUUCAUCCUUUGCGAGCUCAUUCUCGACCCCAAUGCUUACGCUUCUGGUGAUUAUGUGCACAAGAGAUCUGGGUCGAGAUUGAGCGCGGCUGCGCGUGAACAAAACCGAGCAUGAUGUCAAGAAAAGAACAUGUAUGCGUUUAUGACGUUAGUUUUUUAUUCUUCUACAAGAAUUCAUUGGAUUUUAUAUUCAACUUAGUCUAAAGCAAAGAUGAAAUGGAAAAUCAUAUUCUUAUUGGCUUUUCUUGCUCCACUGUUCAGCAACAAAAUUUGUAACGGUAAGGAGUCACUCUCCCUUUAAGAUAGUGGAGUAUAGUAGGAUGUGUAAUUUUUAUAACAAGAGACCCUGAAGGGAAAUAAGCGACUGCAAUGAAUCAAUCAAUCAAACUUACAGACUUUUAACAAUGCAGUUCACGAAGUUCUCGUAAUUGUGAACCUGUUGCCAAUUGAGAAGCCCAUGAAAUAUCAGUAGUUUUUCAAUGUGAUAGUUUGAAACUUAAAAGGGAAAUAAUGAAAAAAGAAAUCUCUAUUUAUUUCUUUGUUUCACACCAUCCCGUUGCUACGUUACGCGUUCAUCCUUUGCGAUCGAGCUCAUUCUCGAACCCAGUGCUUAUACACUUCUGGCGGUUAUGUGCACAAGAGAACUGGGGUCGAGAUUGAGCGCCGCUGCGCGCGGUCAAAACCGAGAAUGACGUCAAGAAUAGAACAUGUAUGCGUCUAUGACGUUAGUUUUUAUUCUUCUACAAGAAUUCAUUGGAUUAUAAAUUCACUUUAGUCUAAAGCAAAGAUGAAAUGGGGAAUCAUAUUCGUCUUAGCCUUUCUUGCUCCACUGUUCAACAACAAAAUUUGUAACGGUAAGGAGUCACUCUCCCUUUAAGACCGUGAAGUACAAAGUAGGAUGUGUUAUUUUAUAACAAGAGACGCUGAGGGGAAAUAAGCGACUGCAAUCAGUCAAUCAAACUUACAGACCUUUUAACAGUGUAGUUCAUGAACGUAUUCUCAUAAUUGUGAACCUGUUGUCAAAUGCAGAAGCGCAUGAAAUAACGCUAGUUUUUCAAUGUGAUAGUUUGAAACUUAAAAGAAAAUAAUGAAAAAAAGAAAUCUCUAUUUAUUUCUUUGUUAAACGCCAUCCCGUUGCUAAGUUACGUGUCAAUCCUUUGCGAGCUCACUCUCGACCCUAGGGCUUACACUUCUGGCGACUAUCCGCAGAAGAGAUCUGGGGUCGAGAUUGAGCGCCUGUGCGCUUUGAAAACAACCGUGACAUCAUAAAUGGAAUACGCAUGAGUCUGACGUAAGGUUUUCAUUCUUCUACAAGAAUUCAUUGGAUUUUCUGUUAAAUUUAAUCCAAAGCAAAGAUGAAGUGGAAACGAUAUUCAUAUUGGUUUUUCUUUUCAACAGGAAAAUUUUUAACGAUAAGGAGUCACUCUCCCGUUAAUUUACUUGUACAAAUUUACAAAUGUCGUUUAACGGUACUUUAAAUGCGCUGGAUGUGCGAGGACGCGAUUGUCGACGCGUUGUACGUUUUGUUCGUUGAAAUAAGAUGGCAAAGCAUCGGUAUUGAAUGGCAAAAUGUCCUUCCAGCCAUGACAUGACUGCACAAAUUAUAGUUUAUUUAGAGCACUUUCUGGAAAAAUGACUUGCUCAAGAAAGCUUUUGUUCUGUCUAAAAUGGGUAUCAUAAGGUUCAGUAUGGCGCACUUGCGUAUGAAUGUUGCACCAUGUUACAAGGCUUACCAAUCCAACUUUCAUCCUCGCGCAUUUUCGAUAAAUAAGUUACUUCUAUAUUAAAGAGCCUUAAUCGUACAGUAUAUACACAAAAAAUAUUCACUCUUUUACGCCUUCUGAAAUUUUCAGCAGGGAAGAAUCCUGUUUCUGUGGGUACUGACAAUAAAGAGUCUAUUCAGAGAUGGAGUCCCACUCCGCUGUAUGCAGGACACAGGCGUACCAACCUCAGCUCCACCGAGAGCUCAGCAACAACUGGUAAAGAACGAGGAAACAUGGAUCCCAGGAAUGGGAAUAUCGAGAAAAUCUUGACCAUGCGCAAGCUCGCAAUGCGAAGAUUGGCCAAAAGGCAUAAAGCUGGUGUUUUAUCUCAUACUGGAGUAAGACCUUCAGCUGCGCCAUUUAAGAAAGCUUCUAUGUUCGAUCGAGUGCAAGCAACAUCUGCUACAGGCAAGAAAUAUUUACAGAAUUUUCAGAAUUUUUCUCUCAAGGAGAGUACUAAUGGAUUUAUACCUUUACUUAAUCGGGUGAAUUAAGAAAAGAGUCUCAGGAAAUUUUUAUCGGGUGGUCUGGUUCAAAGGGGAUUGAACCUUUCACUUAACACUUUGCGAGUCUCGUUUUCCUCUGUUUUCCUCAAAAGGACGUCAGUUUCCUUUUGAACGGUGGAUUCUUUUUAUCUCGUGACUUGUCACUCCCAUUAAUUUUAUUACUAUUUAUUUCGAUUUAAAUUUACACCACUUUUGAAGACAUUUGAUUUGAUUUAACUUUAAGUACACUGAAGGUGUAUGGAGUGAAUCAGGGUUUUGAACAUAAAUUGUUUUCUGUGAACUGCAACGUUUUUAGAGAGAGACUGAGAAGAGAAAAAUCAUUGAAUUAUUACCAAGGAAUGAAAGACUUUAAAAUUUCCUGAUUAAUUUGACAUAAUAUAACUAGAAUUAAACUAAAUGACCAUAAAAGAAAAAUUGAGAACUUGAAGUUUUAUAAAAGUGAUGUAAUUCCCAAAUGUAAAGAUUUGAAUAAGCUCAUAUGACUUUAAAAAGUGCAAUAUCAGCACCAAAAAUUACAUCCCUGCCCUGUUAUAAUCAGAGAUAAAGGUAGUGCGAAACAAAACGAAGAAAAAAUGAGGGUAAAAGCUGGUAAUCAACGAGGAGCAGGGAUGAGGAGCCAUUCCUUAAUCACACACGAGUAACCUAUACUUUAACUUGUAACCAUGACUUAAGAUUAAAAUGGAUAGGACGACACGAGACCAAAGUUUCGGGCCCGAAAUAAAAUAUUCAAAUCAAAACUCUAUAGAAACGCGGGUCCUAGCUAACAAACCAGUCUUUUUGUUUAGCCAGCUGAUAGUUUUAUCAUUGUAACUGAAAAACUAAUUAAACUAUCUUAAAGGUAACAAGAACAACAACUUUAAAGGAUCGUUACAGUAAUCGGGACGUUCGAGAAACGGAUCCCUGGCCCCAAUUGUUUCAAAGGAGGAUAGCGCUCUACCUUUUUCCUGGAUAAACGUCUAACUAAGGAAUAACGCAAUAGGUUUUUAUUAUACUUAUCCACUGGACAAUGAUUUAUCAGGUAGAUAGUGCUAUCUACUAUUUCAGUAACUGGAAUUUGAAUGGAAACUUUUCUUACCCUCCCUCCCUUUGUCUGUCUUAAGUGUUAUCUGCAAAAACGCUAAGUGGUGGUUAAUUUUUCUGCUGUUAACAUAAUAUCUACGUGGUACUUUUCCUUCUUCCAGACGUACCAAUUCAGAGGAAAGUUAAACUACCCGUGAUCUUAACACCUUUGUCGACUGAGAAUGAUGACAGGUUCUUUUCGAAGACUAACGGAGAAGGUGCUGAAUCAACAAAACACGAUAACAAAGACAAAAGCAAUACAAACAACGAUCAUUCAGAGCAUGCGCACGAUGCUCCUAAACCCCGGAUGACAGAGGAUGAACGCCCAACACAAAGUGGCACCGAUUUCAAGGCGCAGCAUCACAAACCAAGCGCGCAUUAUGAGAUAACAUCCCCUGGCCUCCGCUGGACUGCGCAUGAUCUUAGGACUGGACCACCAAACGAAAAACGAAAACGUUACAAGAAGAAGAAAACUGCAUCCCAGCGUACCGACGAUGUCGAGGAAGAUACUGAGGAGGACGAUGAUCCAGGAGAGUCGAGAUCUUCUGUCAAUUUUGCGGCGGUUGGUGCUGGUAUAAUGGUGUUUCUGUUCAUAUUUGCUGGACUGGGCCGUCUGUGGUAUGUUGAGAAUUUAAACGACUUUCCGCUUUGUCUCGGAUGUUUCUGGAGGUUCUUUAUAGAUUUGUCUUUUUCGAGACUUGUUCCCUAUCAGUUUGCUAGUGUUUAAUAAGGAUGUAGUUUAAGACAGGAAUUAAUUGACGAGUUGACAGUGCACUGAUUUCUCAUGAAAAGCAAGUUUUUUAAACACACCAUGCACUCAACUUCAGCAGUAGGAGUUGUAUAUUUACAUUCCCUUUACUGAAGCAAUGCGUUAAUUCUAAAUUGUCAUGACUAGCGGGCCUUGCAAACAAAAACAAAGCGCAUCAAGUCACUAAUAGUUUUGUAUUGCACGCGUCUUCAGUAGCGGAUUUUAUAACUAGGGUUGCGCUACGAUAUAGUAUGUUGUAUAUCAAGGAUGGUGCGCAUUCUUUAUAUAGAUAAGGAUUUGUAAUAUCCCUUUCCUAGCCCCUCCGCCAGCAGCUGUUUGAUUCUCUCCCUCACUGUCCACUCAACAAGUUUGUUGCAGGUCUAUUGUUUACCCGGCUCCUGACACUUGCCAUCAUCCACAAUAGCUUUUUUUCUGUAACUUUUAUUGCAGGGGAAUGUGUAAGAAAAGAUGCUUGCGGAGAAAAUAUCCUGACCUUGGUUGGAACUUCAAUUCACUGACUAACCUCAGCGAGCAGCUUAGCGAGGAAGAGAUAAUCUUUGAGAGAACCAAUCUGAACUGCGGUAUGCGGACAUCAAGGGACUCUGCAACUCAUAAACCGAAACCAAAUCCGCCAUCUUACCAUCUGGCAGCAACACACUUUGAUGCCCAAUCUCCAUGGACCCUAACAGACACUCCCACAUCCACACCUUUGAUGGCAGUUUCUGGACGUCCUUUGGACAACUCCUGCGUGGUGGUCGAUAUUCAUGACUCAAAUCCAGUUUCUGAAGGACGUACUGCUCGUACCAUUGUUGAUCUCUCUGAACCCAGUCCAGUCUCUUUUGUUAUUGAUGCUCCUGAAGCCGACUCCUGUGUUGUUGUUGAUAUACCUGACUUAAGCUCGCCGGACACCUCUUUCACUUGCUCCUCUUUAUCUGAUGUGUUUUCGUUGGCUUCUGGAACUCCAAAAUCUUCGUUAUCUUUAACGUCGGUGUCCUCACUCGAUAUGACUUCAGCAGAACCGGAAGCCUCGUCUCUUACUCCAGAACCUGAAACCCACUGCUCCUCACCGAUAGCAAAUUCUACAGAAGCUCUGGAGCCAAAACCGGAACUUAACCACUAUCACGUAGCCUUAGCAACCGUUGAACCAGAAGUCGUUACUGACGUUCCAUCGACUGAGCCUUCGAUUCCACUGACCAUCGAACCAGAAUGCUCUUUACCCACUGCAGAAAGUCAGACACUCCUGGAAACAUCUCCCUUGAAAUAUCCGGCCACGCCCAAGCGUUCUUCAAGCUUUGAUUUGACUCCUUCUACCUCUGACCAAUCAACACGGACAGUUUGCUUGGCAACGGAGAGUGGUAGCUCAUCCAGAGAGUCUUGCAAAACUCCUGUGGCAGCAACAGGUGAUGUAAUAUCGACAAUUCAAAACGACGAAGAUGAAGUUGUUCUGCACGCAAGCAAGAAAUCAAGAGCUGAAACAACAACAAUGAGGUUGAAAGGAGAGAAUGAAAAACACGUUGCACGGCUCGUGGAAAGCACUGCAAGUGACACACCUGGCGUGACCAUAAAUUCUUCCGGUUUGACUGGGGAUGUUAAGGAUAACUGGGAAGUGACCGCUGAAAACGGUCUGAGAGAUGAAGUCAAAGAUGUUGAGACGAAGUUUCAAAAUGUCGUUAUUGACUUUUCCGGGGCUGCAAGUGAGAAGGAGAGUGACGUGAUAGAGGUUGAUGAGGUGAUUAUUGAAAUCUCUGACGUCACCAGCGAGGGAAAGGAUGGCUUCAUGGUAGUCGAAAACGCAACACUCGAGAUUUCUGGCCUGACUAGCGGCGAUAAAAAUCUCCUAACGAUGACCAUGGGACCCAAUCGCGGCGGUAAGUCUUUUGGUGAAGUGUUUCAUUUCCAGUGAAAAUACAGGAUACUACACACAACCUCUGCACUUGAAUAGUGAGCGUAACCUUUUUUCGUACUCUUUUUCUUUCUUCUUUUUUUUCUUUUGCGUCUCUUGAUUUGGGAGCGAGGUUCUCGCGCGCUGUAAUUACUUUCCCUGUUAAAGAGGAAGUAAAUGAAUAUAAAUGUGUUUCACGGUGAGCGGAAUGCAGGCUACGAUAAUAUUUGCAGUUCCACCUGUUACAGGCUCUCAGUUAUUCCUAACCUCGUUCUGGGGACGAAGCUGAGAUAUUCGGGACCUGGGACGAGCGAGUAAUUUUUUUACACUGGACGCGCAAACAGUGGGGAUCAAAAGUCCUCGUCUUAUCGUAAGCGGGUUAUGUUAAAAACUUACACAGCUAAAGGAAACGCGGCUUUUAGAAGAUAUUCGAAUUAACUCAGUUUGCUGUGCAACUCAAAAGUUUAUCUUUGGUAAUCUUUUAGGGACUCCAACAACAAUUACCCUGUCUUCGGAAGAAAACAAACUUGGCUUCGAAGAAAUCGGGGAAAAGACAUUUCUUCCAAGCCCGGCGAGGGCUGGAGCGAAAUGUUCUUCAUCAUGCAGCAAAGAAGAAAAUGAUAAGUGGAAUUCAAUUUACAAGAAUAGAGCAAAAUUGAUGGUAGGUGUUUAUUCCAGAAAUAAUUUACCAGUCAACCAGUGUAGGCUACAAACAGCCAUAUUUGGUGCUGAUUUUUGCUUACUACGCUCAUCAGGGUCAAGUGCAUCUGGUUAGUCACGGCAAAUUUCCAUCCAAUUAAUAGCAUUACCUAUAUCUGGGUAGUGAAGCGUCUAAAGUAUGGAAGUCCUGUGUUCAUUCCUGAGACAUUAUUUUGUGAGGGAGGAAGCAGUGGUGCUGUUUUUUAGGCUAGCGCUUUUCGUCUUGGUAACUCAAAGUAACAUUUCAACAAAAUUCUUGCUUGUCACAGUUCCACGGCGUUAUACCUCCUUGUAACAGAUCAAAAUUCUUUUAUAUGAGGUUAAAUUUAUAGACUUAACUUUAACUUUUCUCUAGGAGAAACAGAAAAAGCAGAAAGAGAAGCAAAAGAAACGCAAGGGAUUGAAGCCAGCUGCAAUUGAAAUCAACCUGACUCCGCUCGGUGACGAACACAGUUACUGUGAUCACAAAACAAACCCACAAGUGGGAUGCCUGUGCAAAUACUGUGAAAAACACAGACAGAAGUCACGUGGCUCACGUUUCUUUAAAUUUCCCAGGUGAGCUGAAUGAUUUACAUUAGUGUAUCUAAAGAAGUCAGACAUGAACGUGCUAGUUGAAUAUCUGUCAAUCGGCUCAGCAAAGGGGGACAAUAGGAUCGAGUGCUAUAAGUCCAGGGAAGGGGGUGGGGGUACUCAAUAAAGGUUUAUAGAGGAAGGCCCUGCCCCGAGGUUCAACCACUUGCUAAUAUAUACCAUUUUUGACCGAAAAUGUACCCCUUUCGUAUACCUUAUUGACAAAUGGUGCUCCUUUCACAUACCUAGUUUAGAACUUUUAGCACCCUUAUUUAACUGCUCGAAUUUCACUGUCUCCUAAAUAUGAAAAAAAUAAGAAAAGCAGAAGAAUUUCUCGACUUUUACCGUUUCGUAAACUAGUGAAAUCCCUAACUUUACAAGCUUUCCUUGAUUUUUCAAUUUACAGAAAAUUGUUAUCCUUCAAGUCUAAAUGCCCCGUCAAACACGACAGAUGUGAGAAGGACUUGUGCUCUUCAACAAAGAACUCAUUUCCGAUUUCUGAUGCUUGCGCAUCGACGAGAUCUGCUGCUAAGGAUUUUGAUAUUUCAUUUGCUUCUUACUCUGGUUUAACGGGCGAGAAGCAGGCAAGUCGUUCUAUCUUCAAUCUUCUUCGUUCUGCUUCUUUUUUUAACGUACAGAGCAACUUCAUUUAUAAGACCACCGUCGGGACACGAGAUCUGAAAUCUUGCUCCCUCUUGCUUCAUAAGUAACGAGGUCUUCGUAUUAACGUGUAAUAGUGAGAGUCUAGUAAGCGGGGGGUGCAAGAAAAGGAACGGGUUGAAAAAUGAAAAUGUACUUUGUUUGAAAGAAGGAAAUGUGACUGGGAUUUGGGCAAAAUACAGUAUGGGAUUCGGGAAACGUUAUCGUUACACGGGAUUUGACUGAAAUACAGAGCGGGUUCGGGAAUCAUUAUCGGGAUACGGGAUUUGGCCAAAAUACAGACCGGGAUUUGGGAAACGUUAUCGGGACACGGGAUUUGGCUGCUACCCGAGCAGCGGGAUUCGAUAAAAUUUGGGAACAGAUGUGAGAUUGGGAAAGAAAACGAUAUUGGGGAUGUGACAGAAGUUCAGGACCCCCUUUUCCAGACCCCUAGUUUAGGGUGACAAUUUUAUUACAACAUCAACAUCAAAUCAGUCAGUGUGAAAAUAGUGCGCGCCUGAAAUUCCACGAAACAGGAAGAGAAUAGUCAGAACCAUUUUCACAUUCAGAACAACACUUACUGCCUUCGCGAAACUAAGUUAUGGGAAGCGAGAUUUUGCAAAGGCAGAGGGUCGUAAGACAGAGAACGGAGAGGGGGACACGCGUCUCCGAAGGGGAGGUGGGAGGGUAAAAAAUUGUAACCCCGGCUAAGAACGGGGUUACUUGGAAAAAGAGACUGAAAUCACGGGAUAGCUGGCUUACUUAGGCAAAAGGACUCCCCCGAGACUUCCACACGAUUGUCUACAAUGUCCUGGGGUGCUACGAGAAUACCAGCAUUGCGUGCAGGCAGAAUUCGUGGUUAUUGUAACAAUGAAAAUAUUAUUUGUAUGUAAAGCCGUUUUAUCGUGGUCAAAAUUUAGGAGGUUCAUAUUGCAAUGACUUAUUCCCCCUUUUUUUGUUUGUUUUAGAUUCACUACUUGCCGAAUAAACGAAACAGAGCAGGAGCAACUCAUCCAGCGCAUGUCCACAUGCACUUUUAAUCAGUUUCUGAUGACAAGAAAAAGUUUCAUAAUUUACUCUCGCCAAUGUUGUAGAUUCAAUAAUCCGCCGUAUCCUGUAAACUGUUAAUGGUUUCUUUUCUUCCACGAAGCAAGUAACCUGUCAUUAUAUUAGAAAGAAAAUCUUUCAGAAUUACCAAAUCUAGACGUUUUGAUGAAAAAUGUUUAUCUUUUCAUUUUUGUUUCUCUUCCUUUAACAAUCGCGCUCUUCUCAGACAAGCACUGUGCUUUUAAGUAAAAAGUAUUUAUUUUAGUUUUUGUUAGUUUUUGGUUCGAAUUUCAAACAACGUAAUAGAAGAAACUAGAUGUAACUUUAUUAAAAUAGAAAAACAAGUCAAAACUUCUCUUUUGACACAAAAUACCCCAUGUGCGAGCCGAGGUUUCUCUCUCAGUGCAUGGCUUUAAUUCGCGUUGGUGGUGCUUUUUAUACGAGACUGACAAGCCACGCGAACGACUUCGUAUACGCUAGAAGCCAUGCAAGAGAGAAACCUCCUUUCGCAGGGUAGAUACAAAAUAUCAUUUUGUGAAUGACAGGGGACCCCUAGGAAGAGUUUCGCCUGUGAAUUCUUGGAUGGGAUGUGCCUUCCGUUUCUCCAGCAGCUCCAAGUGUCCUGACCCUAUUUCAGAGAGAAAAAAUGUCAUUUUCCACACCUGUUUUCAGAUCUGUUCACUAAAAUCCAUUCCCAUUUUCAAACCAAGCAAAGACAGAAAUCCUGUCAUCAUUGUUCAGAUAAGAACACAAACUAAAAGAUUUCUUACAAUUCCAUCGUACUAAAUUUGCAUGUAUUAUUUCUUUCCGAAUAUUCAUACGUCAUCGCGUAGUUCCCUCGAAAACCAUACCCGAUUCUAGACCGAAAUGGGCAAACCCUACACCCCGGCGUUCUCAGACCGAAACGGCACAAAACCCGUACUGUUUGGGGGGACAGCAUACACCUAUAUGGAUUAUAGGGAGGAAUAGCUAGGUUUUAGCGAACUUGAACUCUGACGCGAGUCGACUUUAUCCCAAGGAAACUGAAUAUGAAGAUCGUACCAGUGUAGAAAAUGUUCUUUUCACUUUGCUAUUAAACUAUCCCUCGCGGUAGGGACAAGGGCGAAGGGGGGGGGGGGGUUGUAUGGAAUAUAAAAAAAGAUAUAGAGCGCGUUAUACAUGACGUCAAGUUCACCAAAACAGGUCUGUGGGUGGUAAGCUGUUUUCAUAUGUAAAACCCUUCUUUUAAUUUGGUGCAGUCAAUUUGCCUAGUUGCUGGUCACCUGAGUAAAGACGCUUUUUUUUUUUUUUUUAGUUAGAGGCCUAGGGAUCGAGGGUGGGGUGCGAGGGGGUUCCGUGCCAUUGGGGAGUCCCCACUGGAUACAGAUACCGACAUCUCUUAUUGGUACUGAUUCAUGCAUGAUCGUGUUAUUGUGUCCUAAUUUAGAACAUUAUGGUCUUAAAAUUUGAUGGAAUCAUUGAUCUUUAACCAGAGUUUAGCUUCGUCUGUGGCGCAGGUUCCCAAUGUUGCGCAUGUAAGUCUCCUAUUCCCGGGCGGGCUGGAAAGAGUGCUAAAAAAUUACUAGACCGUGAAAGACUAUUCAGUCUCGGCUUGGCCGGUAGCCUCUCUUUUUUCGUGCCUCCCCCGUCUCGCGCCUUCAGAUACGCGCGUGGUCAUUUGCAUGUCUCGCGUUUUGCUCGACGGACUAAGAAAAAAGAGAGACUGCACGUAGUCUCCCAAAGGGCGACGCACUUGAAAGGCGAAGCUCUCUGAGCCAAGCCGCUGUUAUUAGUCCGCAAUCAUUUCCUUCAGCGGUUUUCCGGAGCAUUAUUGGAUCACCCAUUAGAACAUGACUUGUUGCUCGAUUCUACAGUAAAACAAAGGCGAUUCGCGGUAUCAACUGUAAAAUUUAACUACAACCAAGGUCACUAAUAACUCGCCUGCGCCCUAUGUUUCUUGGGGAGACCCAGCAUCUCAGUGGAAACAAUGGAGCAUUACGGUGGAGCAUUUUAGUGGAUAAUCAAGCGCAUAAUGAACAAAAACCUAUAUUUCAAACCUGUAUUUGAACUGACUUGCGUCUUUUUAUAAAAGAUUUUGUCUCCUUUUUGGGUUCAUUGACUAAAGCAAUCAAUAUGGUCUUAUAAAUUGACACUGAAUUAAGCCAACAAGCUACGGUAGUAUCUCAGACUUUUAUUUACAAAUAAGCGACUCUUUUUUUACCGCUGUUUGCCACAUUGUUUUUGACCGACAGAAGCACCAGCGCUCUACUUUGUCUACUGCGAAGACAGGGCUGGGAACAUGUACACGUUUUAUACCAUCUCGCUUGCUAUCUGCACGCAUCUUCAAGUAUAUCAUUCAAGAUUCAAAUGAAAACUGACUUUCUGAUGUGGGAAAAAGAGUCCGUUGUUUUAAAAACCGACAUUCGGGUGUAAAAAAAAAAAAACUGUACGUUGGUUUAGAAAAAAUACUACAAAGAAUCAAGUAGAGUUAAACAGAAUUGUUGGUUUCACAUGACGUAACUAAAAUUCAACCCUAAAAACUAUCGAUCCUACCAAAAUUUUACUUUCACGAUGCAUUACAGCAGCUGAAAACUAAUUCUCAUACAAAUUUUCGCUUCAAAAGGGUUCUUGGUUCAGUGUGAUAGAGUACGCUUGAAUUUCUAAGCUUUUGCGUGACGCGGCAUUUACAUGACGGCCAAGAAAGCUGUCAUGUAGGUUAAAAAAAUGACUUAUUUCAGGAAAUUUUGCCGUUGUCUUUUUUUUAAAAUUAUUAUAGUUUCUUUUUUUUAAUUAUUCCCUUUUUUAUUUUAUUUUGUUUCAUUUUAUUUUUUAGCCUCAAAGUUUUCAGGUACGCACGUGCGUACAGUGCGUAGAUCGUAAGGUCAGGGGCGUAGCUACCUCUGCGUAGGAAUGUUUGCAAUCCAUGCGCAUAAAAACGUAAAGCGGUCACGUCUGUAGCUAAAUGUAACACGUCAGAACUACCUACGUGCAAGACGUCGUGCAAGAAAGUAAGUCGAUUUCUCUGUUUUGCUUCCUGUUCAGUUUCACUGAAAUUCCAAACAGUCAAGUCACAUAUCAGCGCAGACGAAGACCUUUAUCGAAAGCAUUCAGCAUGUCUUCGCUGAUAACUGCCGUAUUUAAAGCCACUAUCGGCCUGUUGGUGAAUAAAGGAAGAGAUAAACUGGCAGAAAAGUUGACUGAGGGUGAUGUUACAGAUCAGAAGUUCCGUGGACUGAUCAUCCGUGAAAUCGAUGAAAUAAAGUCGAAGUUGGAUGGGCUGGCAAGAAAGGAUUUAUUAGCAAGUAUCAGUCUUUUUAAAGAAGGAAUCGAGAUGUUAUAUGAAGUGUUUGAAAGUGCCAGAUCUAGCGCCGAGUAUCGCACGAUAACUGCACAAACCCAAGCUGCAGCCGAAACCAGAAUUGAUAAAACAAAUUUUAUCUCGCUGGAAGAAAUGGGAAAACUGGAACUGAUUGCCUUGGAUGAAUCCGCUACGAGGAGGCUUAGUAAAGUGAUGGAGACUUCUAAUGAAGCUCGAUUGGAAGCAAUAAAGGCUUUUAGUAAUGAAGCUUUGGAAUUACCUGAUCGCCUGUUAGCUAUGCAAUAUCGCCUGAUGGCGACGAUAUUGAGGACAAUUGACAAUCCUACCGACGCAUUAGCAGCUUGUAGAGUCUGCCUUGAUGAGUUACACCAAGUACCAGCAGUUAAACAGUGUUUCAAAGUUGAGUUGGAGAGAGGACUAAGAUUGAGGGCUCUUUUUAAGAAAGACGAACGAAGGCAAAUAAUUUAUUCAGUCUGUCACGCGAAUCGUGUGAUCCAUGAUGUCAUGCAAAUGUGCGGCAUUCGAAAUCUGUGGACGUUGCCUGUGGUUGAUACCGGGAAAGAGAAAGUAGAUCCACUCCGCGACGGGAGAGUUAUUGACGCACUGAUGAGACAAGGCCUAGAGAAUUGUUGUUUACAAUGGUCAUUUGGUCUGGUCAAGGGACAAGGGAAGCCGGACAAGCUUAAGUGGCCGAUUGAUAUAUCUAUAAAUGCCAAGCAACAGUUCCUUAUGGUAGCCGUUGAUACAGAUCUUCAAACUUACACCGUGGAGGUGUUUGAUAGCAACGGAAAGUUUGUUUUCAAUUUUAAACCUAAAUCUGAAGACGCUGAUGCAACAGUAAUAAUUUGGAGCGUUGCCACUUCGGACGUGGACGACAAUAUCUAUUUACUAGUUAACGUUGAACUGAAGGGUAAGAAGAAUGAGAAGAAUGAAGUUCAGGUUUUUAACAAAGCCGCUGAACUGCAGCACAAGUUUCCUGUGAGGAGGGUUUGGCUUUGGCGUAACAGACUAAGAGUGACCAGAAAUAAAGUGCUGAUGCUUUCUUCUAGCGUUGUUGAUGUUCAUGAGCUGAGUGGCGAGUUCGUUUGCAGAUUUGGCGAAGAAUUGCGCAUGUGUGCAACAGAUAUCGCCGCUACAUGUGAUGGUCGCGUCAUGAUAGUAGACUCACGGGAUUCAUGUGUUCACCUUUUCACUGAAGAGGGACAACAGCUUGCCAAAUUUAAUAUCAGCACCCACGCACCCUUUGCCAAUUAUUUCAUCGCACAUCACCCUGUAGGUGAUCACGUAGUUGUUGCUUACAAACGAAGAGACCACCUGGAGCUGGCUAUAUACACCGUAAAAGGAGAACUCGUUCGAAUGAUUCAGCUUGCUGAAGGAGUACUCGAAGUGAGUGGAAUUACAGUGAGCAUGGACGGUCACAUUGCUGUGGCUUUUGAAGGCCAGCGUCCCCUGAAUGAAAAGGUGGUAGUUGUCGUUUAA